AGCUUACGUCACUGGUCACGGGAUUUAGCGCCAUAUUGAUGAGGGUGUUUGUUUUCCGUACUGACAUUUGUAAUCUAUGUGAUAGGAAAACAUUUUUGCUUCAGACGGAAUCAUUUUAACCAGAUUAUGGUUUCCUUUCCUGGUUAUGCACUGGACUGAAGAUGUUUAUUCACUGACCCUCUUUUUCUCUAUCAUACUGGUACCUUCAAAUAUGAGCCUAGGCUCGUAUCAUUAAUAGAAUCACUGGAGGACUACACACACUGCAAUCUGUCAGCCCACUUCCCAUUACUGUCCAACAGAGCUUUCAGCUGAAAGCAUACAAAGAUAGAACUACUCUUGUAAAUUUUUUGUUUGUCUCCUGACAACUUUGUGUAAAAAUGGCAUCUAGAAAGAAAGUGCUGUUGAAAGUUAUCAUUUUAGGAGACAGUGGAGUGGGCAAAACAUCUUUAAUGAACCAGUAUGUGGCCAAAAAAUUCAGCAAUCAGUACAAAGCCACAAUAGGAGCAGAUUUCUUAACUAAAGAAGUAAUGGUUGACGACAGACUUGUUACAAUGCAGAUCUGGGACACUGCUGGUCAAGAAAGAUUCCAGUCAUUAGGUGUAGCCUUUUAUCGAGGUGCUGAUGGUUGUGUCCUAGUCUUUGAUGUCACAAUGCCAAACACUUUUCGCUCUCUUGACAGUUGGCGAGAUGAAUUUCUGAUUCAAGCAUCUCCUCGUGACCCAGAAAACUUCCCCUUUGUUGUUAUAGGCAAUAAAAUUGAUUUGGAAAACAGGGCAGUAUCAGCACGUAGGGCUCAAGGCUGGUGCCACAGUAAAGGUGACAUACCUUAUUUUGAAACAUCUGCUAAAGAGGCAAUCAAUGUGGAACAAGCAUUCCAGGCUGUGGCUAAGAAUGCUAUGGCUCAAGAAUCAGAUGUUGAACUGUGCAGCGACUUCCCAGAUCCUAUUAAACUUAAAGAUGAUCAAGCCAAACCAAGAGAAAACUGCGCAUGCUGAAGUUAGUUGUUAGUAUUUGUACAGUCUGUUUUUUUUUUAUACCAUAUACAUUAUUGCUGAGGAAAAAACAACAACACAAUUACUUAUUUAAAAAAUAUACAUCUUUCAGUUGAUUGUCUUAAAAACUUGUUUUCUAAUAAUGUCUACUAGAACAAAACCCAGUAAAUCUGAAAACUAAAAUUAUUGCAAAAGUAUUUUAUUUUAAAAAGUAUUUUUAUUCCUUUAAAAAUUUGAUAAUUCUCUGCAAAAUACCUAGUGUAAAUGUGAACCUUUUUAUUUUUCUGUUAUUCUAUUGGCUAAGUAAAUGUCAGUAUGUGAUUCUGAAGAACAUUCUUGAAACGUUGAUGAUUUUCACUGCUUAAUAUAUUCUUUUGUUUGUUUACUUUGAAUGUCUGACAUCACAUUAUUACAUACUUUUUAAACAUCAUUCUUUUAUUCAAAAAAAAAAAAAAAAAGCACCAUGAAAACUAAAUGAAUAAACUUUGUACAUGUAACAAAUCUGAACCUUUUUAGUGCAUCCUGUAAUGGCUUGGUACUUUAUAGAGAUUGUUUGACUUUGUAUUAGAGUUCUUUUUUUUUUUACAUUUCAAUUAUAUUGUUUUAUUUAAGUUAUUGUGUUCCAAGUUAUAUGUGAGUACAACACACUGUCACUGUGAUGCUAGUACUAAACAAAUUAAAACCGUUUUGGAGUUUUUUUGGGUUUUUUUUUUUUUUUUUGUGUAACAUAAUUAAGGUUACAACUGAAAACAGUUUUGCUGUAAAGUCAGAAACCAGGACAUGGUGAUAUUCAUUGAUGACCAGUGGUACUAAAGUCAGUUGAAGGAACUCUUGAUAAAUGUUAACUAUGUUAAUAUAUAAAUAUCAAUGUUUCUUAAUCUACAGAAGAUGCUGGUCCUGUUUACAUUAUGCCCUUUUAAUAUUUUUUUUUUCAUUUUAAAGUCUUUUGUUCUGUUUAUGUCUCAAGAUAAUUAUUCUUCCUAUCUUCUUGACCAAGUGUUGAUUCUUGUAACAGAAGAAUAAGUGUUGCAAUUUAGUUGAUUGAAGUUCUGCAUGGUUUAAUGUGUGAAAGUAUGUGUGUUUUAAGUCAAGAGCUUUCAUUUGUAUUUGUGGGUUGAAUAUAUAUUAUUGCCAUGAUCACCUUGACUUCAUUGUGUUGGGCUAAAGAAAAUGCUACUAGACUAGCUCUCUUGUAGUUAUCACUGAUAUCUAAUUGUUAACACAUCAUGUAAGGUGUUAUAGUCAAUUUUUUGUAUAUUAAUUGAUAUACAUAUUAUUAUAUAAAUAUAAGCCAUACAGCACAUAUAGUGAGAACGAAAAAGAAGAAAGAGAAUGAAGAAGCACACAUAGUUAGUUAUAAUUGUUAGGUUGGUUCUUAAUAAGUUGUGAUAAAUUUUAGUACAUGAAAUCUGUUAAGUUGGUUCUUAACAAUUUUUUAAUAAAUUUUAGUACAUAAAAUCUUCUGGAAGUUUUUUUUUUUUUAAAUAUGUUGUUGAGGUGUUGGUUUUAAAUGCCAUCAAAUUAUAUCAAGUAGCAUUCCAGGCUUAUGUCAAUGAACCACUACAUAUUUAUUUCUAGAGGAUUUCUGAAGGCAACUAUUGCGAAAGCACUAAAACCAGUUCUAACAAAGUUAAUGUAUUUUUUAAAGCUCAGUCCAAACACAAAUGUAUAUGAUAUUGUAAUUGUUACAAUGUAUCCUGUAUUAUUAAUUUGUCAAGGCUGCUUAUGCUAUAUUUUUUCAUUGUUUUUUCCCCUCAUUGUUAACAGGCUUUAUGGUAGUUCAAUUUACACAGACUAGAGAUGUCAUUGUAUGACAUAUGGUUUGAAAUAUUAUACUUUUCUAUGUUCUUUGAAUUGAAUGAUAAGCUACUCAACAUAUUUAUUCAGUUGGGCCUUGUGAUAAGACUGUCAACACACACCUAAGUGAGCAUGAGCGAAUGUGAAUCAUUAUGGUUGCAAUACAUGAACAACUUUUUGUUUAUAUGAUUCAUUGAUAAUAAAUGUCUAAAGUCAAA
This is a messenger RNA of Biomphalaria glabrata, 3007 nucleotides long. Its product is annotated as ras-related protein Rab-7a-like. The record is from RefSeq and is a predicted model, not a curated record. NCBI's taxonomy places the organism in Eukaryota, Metazoa, Mollusca, Gastropoda, Planorbidae. The coding region runs from base 378 to 995 and encodes 205 amino acids. The transcript is spliced from 7 exons. Gene Ontology annotation, biological process: endosome to lysosome transport; phagosome-lysosome fusion. Gene Ontology annotation, molecular function: GTPase activity; GTP binding. Gene Ontology annotation, cellular component: lysosome; late endosome; phagocytic vesicle.